Messenger RNA from Diceros bicornis minor, 390 nucleotides. RefSeq names its product interferon alpha-4-like. The transcript has a single exon. Gene Ontology annotation, cellular component: extracellular region. The record is from RefSeq and is a predicted model, not a curated record. NCBI's taxonomy places the organism in Eukaryota, Metazoa, Chordata, Mammalia, Perissodactyla, Rhinocerotidae. The coding region runs from base 1 to 390 and encodes 129 amino acids. Gene Ontology annotation, biological process: cytokine-mediated signaling pathway; B cell proliferation; response to exogenous dsRNA. Gene Ontology annotation, molecular function: type I interferon receptor binding; cytokine activity.
AUGCUCCUGGAACAAAUGAGGAGAAUCCCCGCCUUCUCCUGCCUGAAGGACAGAAAUGACUUUGGAUUCCCCCAAGAGGUAUUUGAUGGCAACCAGUUCCAGAAGGCUCAAGCCAUCUCUGUGGUCCACGAGAUGAUCCAGCAGAUCUUCCACCUCUUCAGCACAGAGGGCUCGUCUGCUGCCUGGGAUGAGACCCUCCUGGACAAAUUCUACACUGGACUUGAUCAGCAGCUGACUGACCUGGAAGCCUGUCUGACCCAGGAGGUGGGGGUGGAAGAGACUCCCCUGAUGAACGAGGACUCCAUGCUGGCUGUGAGGAGACACUUCCAAAGAAACACUCUGUAUCUGCAAGAGAAGAAAUACGGCCCUUGUGCCUGGGAGAUUGUCUGA